This is a messenger RNA of Bipolaris oryzae ATCC 44560, 378 nucleotides long. RefSeq lists its product as uncharacterized. The transcript is spliced from 2 exons. Lineage: Eukaryota; Fungi; Ascomycota; Dothideomycetes; Pleosporales; Pleosporaceae. The record is from RefSeq and is a predicted model, not a curated record. Bases 1 to 378 code for a protein of 125 amino acids.
AUGUCCGUAACAACAACCACAAACCCAACAACUUACACCCUCGCCGCCACCCUCGCAGACUACGAUCUCCACCACACCACCACAGAAGGCGGUCAUCACGAUGCCAGUCUAAAUGCGCAUCCCAAUCCCGCAGCGAAUGCGCAGCAGCAGCAAAACCCAAGUCAUUGGCCUACGCAGCAUCGCAGGGUGCCUGUGUAUAGGCCUGUAAACAGGGAGUUGGAUCAGAGUGAGCGGAGGGUGUAUUUGAAUGGGAUUGAGCAGGCGUUUGUGGGGGUGAUGUUCACGGGUGUGUUUUUGGAGUCGACAAUGUCGAAGAUUUGGAGGAAUUCUUUUGGACGGGUAUGGAAUGUUGGGUAUAAACUUGGUGGAGAGUGGUGA